GGGACGGCGUCGUAGGGUCAUAUUUGGCACUCGCGCUUUCGAGCUUCAAUUCAGCGAACCAACUCAACCUGAAUCGAACGCGUCGAUACAUUGCAACAAUAGAAGAAGUAGCAAUAACUCUGAACAAAACCCGUAGCUCCAAGUCCUAACUGCAGGAACAGAAAAAGAAUGACCCUACCCAUGGUUUAGCUUCAAACAUGGCUCACUGAACCCAACCAUUUCCCCCACAUCCAUUUCUGUUUCCGAUCCGAUCCAAUCCAAUGGCUGGGGCAGCUUCUGCUCUGUUCCUUCUCGACAUCAAAGGCCGCGUCCUCAUUUGGCGCGAUUACCGUGGUGAUGUCUCCGCCGUCGAAGCCGAACGCUUCUUCACCAAACUCAUCGAGAAAGAGGGUGAUCCACAGUCUCAACAUCCGGUUGUAUAUGAUAAUGGUGUGACUUACUUGUUUAUACAGCAUAGCAAUGUUUUCCUCAUGACAGCAACCAGACAAAACUGCAACGCCGCUAGCCUCCUCUUCUUCUUACAUCGUACGGUGGAUGUGUUUAAGCAUUAUUUUGAAGAAUUGGAAGAGGAAUCUCUUAGGGAUAACUUUGUUGUUGUGUAUGAGCUACUUGAUGAAAUAAUGGACUUUGGCUACCCACAAUAUACUGAAGCAAAGAUUCUUAGUGAAUUUAUCAAGACGGAUGCUUAUAGAAUGGAAGUUACUCAGAGACCUCCCAUGGCUGUAACAAAUGCUGUAUCCUGGCGCAGUGAAGGGAUAAACUACAAGAAAAAUGAGGUUUUCUUGGAUGUGGUGGAGAGUGUUAACACACUUGUCAAUAGCAAUGGACAGAUAAUUAGGUCUGAUGUUGUUGGGGCAUUGAAGAUGAGAACAUAUUUGAGUGGUAUGCCUGAGUGUAAGCUUGGGCUAAAUGAUAGAGUAUUAUUAGAGGCACAAGGUAGAGCAACCAAAGGAAAAGCAAUUGACUUGGAGGACAUCAAAUUUCAUCAGUGUGUGCGUCUGGCUCGAUUUGAGAAUGAUCGAACAAUUUCCUUUAUCCCGCCUGAUGGAUCAUUUGAUUUGAUGACAUAUAGGCUCAGUACACAGGUUAAGCCUUUAUUCUGGGUGGAAGCCCAAGUUGAAAAGCAUUCAAAAAGCCGGAUUGAGAUUAUGGUAAAAGCUAGGAGUCAAUUUAAGGAACGUAGUACUGCCACAAAUGUUGAGAUUGAGUUGCCAGUGCCUGCUGAUGCAACCAAUCCAGAUGUUCGGACUUCAAUGGGAUCUGCAUCAUAUGCACCAGAAAAAGACGCAUUAAUCUGGAAAAUAAGAUCAUUUCCUGGUGGCAAGGAGUACAUGUUAAGAGCAGAAUUUCGGCUUCCCAGUAUAACUGACGAGGAAGCAACUCCUGAGAGGAAAGCUCCUAUACGUGUAAAAUUUGAGAUACCAUAUUUUACUGUGUCUGGGAUCCAGGUAAGAUAUUUGAAGAUUAUUGAGAAAAGCGGGUAUCAGGCUCUUCCAUGGGUGAGAUACAUAACAAUGGCUGGAGAGUAUGAAUUGAGGCUUAUUUGAUAUUAGUGUCCUCGUUUGGUAUCCCCGAAAUAAUUGUAUCAUUCAAUGAUUAAUGCUCACAAAGCUGGUGGAUGGCAGAGGGAGUCUUUAGUCAAAUUAAAUAGAAUUUACUUGGCGGACCACAUCAGAUUAUAAGUUACACAUUGUCUAGAUAGUUGGUUUCAACUGAAAAUCAUUAGUUGGCAAGUGUGAGCCUGAAACUCUUGAAAAUCCCUUCGGUCAAAUCUGUUUUGAUUGGGAAAAUGAUUGGUUCUUUUCUUUUUUCUUUUUUCUUUUUCUUUCUUUUUCCCUUGGGUUCCUUUUCUGUAAUCACAAUCUGUCCAUCUUUUUCCACCGUCUUCAAAUUGUAAUCUGAUUUACGAUAUGAGAAUUGUUAUCUUUUGUAAUGACUUCUAGAGACCAAUUAUAAAUAGGGAAACAGUUGUGGCACAGCCAUUUAUGAUCAAUAUGUAUAUUUUAAAUACUUAUUCACAAAGUUUUAUAGACAAAUUAGAGAAAAGCGCAUGUGGAUACUUGAAACGGUUGCGGGACCUGUUGUUACCAUGGAUGCUAAUAAUUCUACAGGGCCCAAAAGAAUGCCUCAAAAGUUGAAGAGGUAGAAUGGCUUUUUGCACUUUUAGAAUAAUUUUAGAAGUUACACUAGCUAGUUAUGAUGAAAUAUACGAGAAAAUUCAUUAUGUUUCUUAUCUUACUUUUACAUCUCUGGGAAGCUACUCUGACCUUAAAUCAAAGCUUAUUCCCUUAUCAUUGGUUCAUUGGUCCUUUCGUUGAGAGUGACCCUUUUUUCCAUUAUGGAUGGAUUAUGGACUUCGAUUCAAAACUAACAAACUUGAUUAGCUCCUUCAAAAAAAACUCUUCGUUCUAAGUUUUUGUCACUUCCAAAUUUGACAAGAUGGUUUCUAGUGGAUCCACCUUGGAGAUGAGGUCUCUCACCUCUGCUUCCCACUUGGAUACUCAUUUUCAUUCACCAGAUUCUUUCGGGUCAUAAUGUCAAUUCCUUAAGUAGGAUGUUCCCUGAUUUGAAGGCACCAACCCUCUCGGUUGGAUUUUCAAGAUUACGUAAUUUUUUUAUUAUCAUGAAACCCUUGAAGAAUAGUGGUCACAAUUGUUUCCUUUUACCUAAGCGAAACAACUCUAACUUGGUUCCAAUGAAUGUAUUGCAACGGCCAAAUCCAUUUUUGGGCCUAAUUCUUGCAAGCUUUGGAGACUCGUUUCACCCUGUCAAC
This is a messenger RNA of Abrus precatorius (Indian licorice), 2773 nucleotides long. RefSeq names its product AP-1 complex subunit mu-2. Gene Ontology annotation, biological process: vesicle-mediated transport; intracellular protein transport. The record is from RefSeq and is a predicted model, not a curated record. The transcript is spliced from 11 exons. NCBI's taxonomy places the organism in Eukaryota, Viridiplantae, Streptophyta, Magnoliopsida, Fabales, Fabaceae. Gene Ontology annotation, cellular component: clathrin adaptor complex; cytoplasmic vesicle. The coding region runs from base 261 to 1547 and encodes 428 amino acids.